ACUUGCAUAAGAAUGGUAGAAUGUACGUAAGUCAGUGUAUGUGUAUGAGUGUGUAUGUGAGUAGGUAAUAAAAGGUAUUUAUUGAGGGGCCGCGUUGUUGCACAGACGUAAGCAGCUGAUAGGGUCUUCUAAACAACUCGAGCGGCAACUGAUAUAGAGAACAAACAAACCCAAAGAGGAGCAAAACAGAUAUUUAGAUAGUAGCACUCGAAAGAAGUGGAGAAGGUGUUUUAGAAUUGCAAGGUAAACGCGCUGUAUGUACAAAUGUGUUUGCUUAUAUGUGAUUCAUGUUGGUGUGUAUAUUUGUAAGUACCCAAUAGCAAUAUCAUGAAUACCAAUUCCAAUUCAAGGUGAUAAGAAGCGACUACUUUAAAUCGUCAUAUCUUCAUAUAUGUACGUAUAUAUGUAUGUAUGUAUAUACAAACAUAUAAACGUAUAUGCAUUAAUAUCUUUUGAAUAUGAAACAAUCUUACUGCCACCACCUCCUCGAUAGCGCAUCUGGACUUGGGUCGACAGAAAGGCGGUAAACAUUGUGGUUUUACCGUAAAAGCGGUGCGGUUGUGCUAUUAAACGGCUCGGAGUCAAAUUGUGUAAAUAUAUAAGAAAGAAAUAUACAUAUGUAUAUGCAUACAUGAAAGUUACUACAUAUAUACAUAUGUAUGUAUGUAUGUGCAAAUCAUUAACGCGCAGCUUUUAAUUAGAUGAAUUAUUUUGCUUUAAAUCGCUAAAUCUAAUUCUAUGUAAAUACGUCAAAUAUAUAAUAAUAUUUGUAUAUAAUACAAGUAUAUAAAAAGUUAAUAAAAGUCUAAAGCCAAAUUAUAGCAAUUCGAAGACACGUGCAAAAAACUGAAAAAAAUUUGAAAUUUAUUUAUUACUAAAAAGAAUAUAAAAGAAAAAUAAAAUUAAAACCGAAAAAAAACCAAACGUUCAAAAUUAAAAAAAAAAAACCAAAAAACAUAUUAAUAAUUAAAAUAAAAAUUAAUUAAUCGCGCACUCCUCCAAAUACCGACGGCAAUUCGUGCACAUAUACGAGUACAAACAAUACCGUCGGCACAUAUUUAUGUACAUAUUCGGUAUUCUGUAUGUGCGCGCAUCCUUUGAACGCCAUUAAAACCAGUGUCAAGUCAGUCUCAAAGGCUGUAAAGUGAAUACAUACCUGCCUACGCACAUACCCACACACAUAAGUGUUAAUUUCAUUGCCGAUGCUCAUUUCCGUGCGUUGUGCGCGUGUAUGUGUGCGCCCGUGUAUGUCAAUAGAUAAUUACAAAAUUUGUUGAUGUUUGUGUGGAGUAGUUUGCAUUAUAUUAGCAUUACAAUAGUAAACGUGUUGCAUUAGCAAUGAUGCAAACUUUGAAACCGCCACCACCACUACUACAACACCACCAUCAACACCAGCCGCCGCCGCAGCCACAGCCGCAGCCUCAUUCGUCAUUGGCCUCGUCAUUGUUUAGUAGCAGCAACAUUUCUAUUAUGAAUAAUCAUAUCCAUCAGCAGCAGCAACAACAACAACCACAUCCUCUGCUGCAUAAUCAUCAAAAUCCACAAACGAUGAUGCAACAACCGCAGCCCAGUCACCUAGUACCUCCUUUGCCUACGCUGCCAACGCUGCCUAUAUUGCCGCCGCUGCCGCCUACACUGACGCCACAGGCUACCACAAUAAUGAAUAGCAGCAUAGGUAAAGCUAUUGGUAGUAGGAGUAUUCUACAGCAUAAUCACAAUUCCACAAGUCAACAGCAGCGGCAAGACAACAAUAACCUGACUGUUGCCGGUGUCCAUCUUGACGAUGAACCAAAUCCUGAAAUGGUGCUCGCUUUGAUCUCAAGGAAUCGUGCGCUCGAGGCUACUAUACCGAAAUGCGGAGGCUGUCAUGAACUUAUACUAGAUCGUUUUAUAUUGAAAGUGUUGGAGCGAACGUGGCAUGCGAAAUGUUUGCAAUGCAGCGAAUGCCACACCCAACUAAAUGACAAGUGCUUCUCGCGGAAUGGUCAACUUUUCUGUAAAGAAGACUUUUUUAAGCCUACUAGACGAUAUGGAACAAAGUGUUCCGCAUGUGAUAUGGGAAUUCCACCAACGCAAGUGGUACGGAGAGCGCAAGACAAUGUCUACCAUUUACAAUGUUUUCUAUGUACAAUAUGCUCUCGAACACUAAAUACCGGUGAUGAAUUUUACCUUAUGGAAGAUAGAAAACUAAUAUGUAAACGUGAUUAUGAGGACGCGAAGGCGAAAGGACUCUACUUAGAUGGCUCAUUGGAUGGUGAUCAACCAAAUAAACGACCUCGUACAACAAUUACAGCAAAACAAUUAGAAACACUUAAAACAGCCUACAAUAAUAGUCCUAAGCCUGCGCGACAUGUACGAGAACAACUAUCACAAGAUACCGGACUGGACAUGCGAGUCGUUCAAGUUUGGUUUCAAAAUAGGAGAGCGAAGGAGAAACGACUGAAGAAAGAUGCUGGAAGAACGCGAUGGAGUCAAUAUUUCAGAUCAAUGAAGGGUAACUGUUCUCCGCGUACGGAAAAAUUCCUCGACAAGGAUGAAUUGAAAGUGGACUACGACAGUUUUAGUCACCAUGAUUUAAGUAACGAUAGCUACAGUACGGUCAAUCUAGGUUUAGAUGAAGGUGCUUCACCACAUAGUAUAAGAGGAUCUUAUUUGCACGGUAGUUCCAGUCCACCGCAAUAUCCUACUAGUCGAUCACCACCACCUGUGGGGCACAAUCACUCAUUUGGUUCAUAUCCCGAUAAUAUUGUUUAUACAAAUAUAGAACACAAUACAUCAUCGAAUAAUGUGAGCGCGUCGAAGGCACAUCGCGUACAUGGCAGCGCAGUUUCGGAUUUGAGCAAUGAUUCUAGUCCAGAGCAGGGCUAUCCUGAUUUUCCACCAAGUCCUGACUCCUGGCUGGGCGACUCAGGGAACACAUCGAAUCCGAAUUCGCAAACACCAGGCGUUCAUUACUGAUACUCGUACACACGCAUAUUGCUUAAGUACUUGCAAAUGCGCAACUACUCGUACUGGCGCGCCAAACAGCAUGAUCAUGAAUACAAAUGCACACACAAAAUCCUAUAACAUUAAAUACUAAUUGCUAUACAAAUAAAUUAAAUAAAUACAUGUAUAUACAUACGUACAUACAUGUGCGUGUGUGUGUUUAUGUAUAAUUAAUAAAAUAUUCUCGCAUUUUACGGCAAACUCUAUUACACUUAUUUAUUUACACAGUAUUUUUAUUUUGUAAAUUUUAAUAUUAUACAAGUAUAUGUGUGUACAUGUAUAUUUGUAAAAAUGUAUAUGUAGAUGUUUUUUGUAUGUAAGUAUUUGAAACAAAAUGUAAUUGCUCAAAAAGCCGUAUUUUAAUUUAAAAACUAUUCAUGUUAAUUUUCUUAUGUAUUUCUUCAUAAGAAAUCAAGUGAUUUCAAUUUGUUCAUGAGUAAAAAAAAACAACAAAAUUCAAGGAAAAUGUGUUACAAUUUGUUCGAAACAAUAAAAAUCCACGUAAUAUAUAAAUGUAAAUAUUGUACAUACAUAUAAGUAAACAUUAGGUAUUCGUGUAAAAUAGAAAGCAUUUAAACUUAAUGAGAAUAGGCAAAUUAUUUAUUAAAACAUAUGCUUUAUACAAACUAGUAAAUAUCAUUUACGAGAAAGUGAUGUCAUGUUUAUAUCUACAUGAUUACCUAAAAACUAUUUGACACACAACAAAAAAUAAAGAAAACUGUUAAGAAUAAUGCA
Messenger RNA from Bactrocera dorsalis (oriental fruit fly), 3720 nucleotides. RefSeq names its product LIM/homeobox protein Lhx3 (gene Lim3). Gene Ontology annotation, molecular function: DNA-binding transcription factor activity, RNA polymerase II-specific; RNA polymerase II transcription regulatory region sequence-specific DNA binding. The record is from RefSeq and is a predicted model, not a curated record. Gene Ontology annotation, biological process: regulation of transcription by RNA polymerase II; neuron differentiation. The coding region runs from base 1339 to 2958 and encodes 539 amino acids. The transcript is spliced from 7 exons. Lineage: Eukaryota; Metazoa; Arthropoda; Insecta; Diptera; Tephritidae. Gene Ontology annotation, cellular component: nucleus.